CCCCGGCAGCGCCUCCUCCCGCCCCCCCGCGCCAGGCGGAGCCGGAGCCGGAGCGGAGCCGGUGCCGGGGCGGCUCAUUGCGGCGCGGCGGCAGCAUGGCCACCACCGUGCCCUGCACCCGCUUCACCGACGAGUACCAGCUCUACGAGGAGAUCGGCAAGGGCGCUUUCUCGGUGGUCCGGCGCUGCGUCAAGCUCUGCACCGGCCAUGAGUACGCGGCCAAGAUCAUCAACACCAAAAAGCUCUCGGCCAGAGACCACCAGAAGCUGGAGCGGGAGGCGCGGAUCUGCCGGCUGCUGAAGCACUCCAACAUCGUGCGGCUCCACGACAGCAUCUCAGAGGAGGGGUUCCAUUACCUCGUCUUCGACCUGGUGACCGGGGGCGAGCUGUUCGAGGACAUCGUGGCGCGGGAGUACUACAGCGAGGCCGAUGCCAGUCACUGUGUCCAUGAGCUAUGCGCACGCGUUUCUCCCACCCAUCACUUUGCCCCUGUGCAGAGGGAGCCGCAGCCACUGCAUCCAGCAGAUCCUGGAGGCCGUGCUGCACUGUCACCAAAUGGGGGUUGUGCACAGGGACCUCAAGCCCGAGAACCUGCUCCUGGCCAGCAAGUGCAAGGGCGCUGCGGUGAAGCUGGCGGACUUCGGGCUGGCCAUCGAGGUGCAGGGGGACCAGCAGGCCUGGUUCGGCUUCGCGGGGACGCCCGGGUACCUCUCGCCCGAGGUUCUGCGCAAGGAGGCCUAUGGGAAACCCGUGGACAUCUGGGCCUGCGGCGUCAUCCUGUACAUCCUGCUGGUUGGGUACCCGCCCUUCUGGGACGAGGACCAGCACAAACUCUACCAACAGAUCAAGGCUGGUGCCUACGACUUCCCUUCGCCCGAGUGGGACACAGUGACCCCCGAAGCAAAAAACCUCAUCAACCAGAUGCUGACCAUCAACCCCGCCAAGCGCAUCACAGCCCACGAAGCCCUCAAGCACCCGUGGGUCUGCCAACGCUCCACCGUGGCGUCCAUGAUGCACAGGCAGGAGACGGUCGAGUGUCUGAAAAAGUUCAACGCCCGGAGGAAGCUCAAGGGCGCCAUCCUCACCACCAUGUUGGCCACCAGGAACUUCUCAGUGGGCCGGCAGACCACCGCGCCUCCGACCAUCUCGGCGGCCGCCGCCGGGGCCCCCCUGGGGCUGGUGGAACAAGCAGCUAAGAGCUUAUUGAACAAGAAGGCGGAUGGUGUGAAGCCCCAGACCAACAGCACCAAAGGCAGCGCCGGUGUCACCAGCCCCAAGGGGACGCUCCCGCCCACUGCACUGGAGCCUCAAACUACCGUAAUUCAUAACCCCGCGGACGGCACCAAGGAAUCGUCUGAUAGCACCAACACCACCAUUGAGGACGAGGACACCAAAGCCCGCAAGCAGGAGAUCAUCAAGAUCACGGAGCAGCUGAUCGAGGCCGUCAACAAUGGCGACUUCGAGGCCUACGCGAAGAUCUGCGACCCAGGACUCACGUCCUUCGAGCCCGAGGCCCUGGGGAACCUGGUGGAGGGGAUGGACUUUCACCGCUUCUACUUUGAGAACUUGCUCUCCAAGAACAACAAGCCGAUCCACACGACCAUCCUGAACCCCCACGUCCACGUCAUCGGGGAGGAGGCCGCCUGCAUCGCCUACAUCCGCCUCACCCAGUACCUGGACGCCCAGGGCCGCCCGCGCACCAGCCAGUCCGAGGAGACGCGCGUCUGGCACCGCCGCGACGGCAAGUGGCAGAACGUCCACUUCCACGGCUCGGGGGCGCCCGUGGCCCCGCUGCAGUGAAGAGCUGUCGUUGCAGCGCGACGGAGACGGCGAUGGAGAGGCCGAAGCACGCGCGUCCGCAUGCCUGUCCCCCCCCCCCCCAAAAUUGCUCCGUUCCCCACCCCCCCUUCCAGUGCCUGUGUUUGCAGAAAACAACAACAAAAAAAAAACCACACAAAAAAAAAGCCAAAAUGACGAUAACAACAAAAAAAGGCAAAAAAUACCAAACCCCACCCAAA
Molecule: messenger RNA, 2018 nt
Organism: Columba livia (rock pigeon)
Lineage: Eukaryota; Metazoa; Chordata; Aves; Columbiformes; Columbidae
Gene: CAMK2B
Product: calcium/calmodulin dependent protein kinase II beta
Exons: 22
Coding region: 430-1800 (456 amino acids)
Biological process (GO): protein phosphorylation
Molecular function (GO): calcium/calmodulin-dependent protein kinase activity; ATP binding; calmodulin binding
Source: RefSeq, a predicted model, not a curated record